AUGUCAAACAAGAUCUCAGAUUCACCGUACGCGUUCUUUGACGAAGUGCUGGCGCUGCGCAAGCCUGUCCUCGUUCAGCUGCGCUCAGGACGCUUUAUUACUGGGGUUCUAAAAGCAUACGACCGUCAUUUGAACCUCGUCUUUUCAGAAGCCACAGAGACGUGGGAGGAGAAUGGCAUCGAGUAUACAGAAGAACGAAAGAAUUUUAUGCUCCGCGGAGACAAUGUGAUUAUGGUGGUAUCAAAUAGCUAG
Molecule: messenger RNA, 252 nt
Organism: Giardia duodenalis
Lineage: Eukaryota; Fornicata; Diplomonadida; Hexamitidae
Product: putative Small nuclear ribonucleoprotein Sm D2
Exons: 1
Coding region: 1-252 (83 amino acids)
Biological process (GO): mRNA splicing, via spliceosome
Cellular component (GO): U6 snRNP; precatalytic spliceosome; U4/U6 x U5 tri-snRNP complex
Molecular function (GO): RNA binding
Source: RefSeq, a predicted model, not a curated record